This is a messenger RNA of Cuscuta epithymum, 3049 nucleotides long. NCBI's taxonomy places the organism in Eukaryota, Viridiplantae, Streptophyta, Magnoliopsida, Solanales, Convolvulaceae. The record is from the annotation of a GenBank genome assembly.
GGGAGGUUUCACUUUCCAUUCUAUAACCGAACCCUAGAAAUCCUGCUUAAAAAGUCCUUGGGAAAUCAGGGCUGUUGGUCCAGGCGAGGUCUUCAACAAAGUGUCCUUUUUUCUAGCGAUAUUUCUUUGUUUUUUGGGAUCGGGCUUUAAUCAUGAAUGAAUCGAUGUCCGCUGGUGCUCGUGUGGGAGAAGAGGACGUGGAGUACGAGAGUGAUCCGGAGGAGGCGAAGCUGUCGCUGAAGAUGCGAAGGAGAGAGGCGAGCGAUGAUGAAGAGGAGAGCUGUGAAGAAAGCGAGAAACAGAUUCCUCCGCGGAGGAUUGAUUCCGACGGGGAGUCUGACAGACAAGGCGGUUUUGCUGACUUUGAAGAAGAAGAGGAAGAUGGAGAAGAAGGUGAGGAUGGGUUGGAGUACUUUGAAGAGUACGGGGUGGAGUAUGUGGAGGAGGGAAAAGAGUACGUGGAUGGAGGUUUGCCAGCAAGUGUAGAAGUUGAUGAUGAGGCUCAGACAGAGCCUGUGGUAGCACUGGGUGGCCCUGAAGUGAUCGGGGAAGGACUGGCUGUAGAGGCUAUACAUAAGGGAUUGGAUGGUGAGGAUGGUGGUCACCUGCAGGCAAAAUUGGUGGAGAAGAAGGAGCAUGAACCAUAUGCUGUGCCAACUGCUGGAGCAUUUUAUAUGCACGAUGAUAGGUUUGGGGACAAUGCACGUGGGAGGCAAAGGUGGGCGUUUGGUGUAAGAAAGUUAUGGGAGUGUAAAGAUGAUUUAAAAUGGGGGCAUGACAAGUUCGAGGAGCUGACCAUGGAGGAUAGACGUCAUGAUGGGGGAAGGAGGAAUUCCAGAGGUCAUUACAGAGGUCGUGGUAAACAAAGAGGGGCAGAUCCGGCAUAUCCACGUGGAAGGAGGCCUAGAGCAUAUGGUAAUGAAAACAAUUAUAAUAGUGAGAGCAGAGUAUAUGCUAAUAACCAGAAAUUUCAGAAUACUGCACCAAGAGGAAUAAGGGGGCAGUGGCCUAGAAGAUAUCGCCCAACCUUUAAAGCCAACGAAGAUGCACCACCCCAAAGCAAACACCCUGGUAUGUCUGCUGAGACACCUUCUCAGGCCCGCUCCCGGAAUGAACUUUUACUUGAUGCAUCAAAUGUAGAAGUGGUGGAUCCAGAACCAACUUCCAAACAAGGGUUUGUAUCAAGCCUGAGUUAUGCUUCUCCUCCAUUUUAUCCCUCAAAUGCCAAAGAUAUGAACACAACACAUGCAAGAGACUUGCAAUCCGGAUCAAACAGUCGGAAUGAUACUCAAUCUUUUCGUGUGAGAUCUUCUCCAUUUCAAUCUAGCUCAAUAUUGAGAGGGAAGAAUGUGACUGAAGCUAUUGCUGUCAACAAGAUUAGUAUUGAUGGUGCAGUUCCUUUAGUUGCUGGAAAGCCUUCAACAACAAUGCAGUUGGUUGAAUGCUCCUCAUUUCCCAAGUCCAUUCCACCAAGGGUGCAAGGGAGAGCAAUAACUACAAACUCCCUGAUGAAUUUUCAACCAACUGUCCAAAAUAGCCAAGUGGACAGGGGCUCACUUUCAAAUGAUCUCGAAUCUAUGCAGAAAAAGUAUGUUCAUAGCAGGGGACAACCUUUUGUGCAAGCUACAGGGAAGCAAUACAACCAUCAUCAUGGUGCUGGAUCUCAAGCUUCAUCCCCACCUAAAAAUGACCAACCUGUAAACGUUGUCGAAACCACAGAGAUUGAUAUACCUUCAGAUUCCAGCAAGAUAAAUAAUGCUGUAACAAAAGGAAAAGGAAGUAUGAACCCCAGUGGAAAAGGGUCGAUUGUCUAUGCUGGAACUCAGGUUAUGGGUGGACCUGGAAACACUGGAAGCACGCAUGGUGAUCAAAGUUUCUCUGCAACUCCAGCCUUUUUACCUGUCAUGCAAUUAGGUGGACAGCACCCGGGUGGUAUGGGAGUUCCUGCUGUUGGCAUGGCAUUUCCAGGCUAUAUGGCCCAGCCACAACUUGGAUUAGGGAGUUCGGAGAUGACCUGGCUACCUGUUUUAGCUGGUGCAGCUGGAGCAUUAGGGGCUCAAUAUUGCUCCCCUUACAUUGCUGUUGAUGGUGCCUAUCAUGGUCGCCCACCUGGGCAGAUUUCUUCCCUCACUGCUUCUUUAAGUAUGGAGAACAAUAACACCAAAAACACCAAUGAAGGUAUGCCCUCACAAAAGCCUGAAUUAGGAAGUGAUGACAUUGGGCAACGGCAGAAAAAUCCUCGCAGAUAUACAGAGAUGAAAUUUGACCAAUGAAGUAGCUGUGUACGUUGAUUGUUGAGCUUGUCUGAAUAUGCCGGUUUACAUGACAAAAUACCUCAUACUGCUACUCACUUGAAGAGAUUGACUGCAGCUUGAUGGAUGGCAGUUCUCUACUGAAUAUGUUGGUAUGUAUUAUUGACAUGCCGAUUAUGGUCUUGAAUAUGUUGAUAGACACAGUUCAUUAGUUUCUCAUUAUUUGAAUAAGUUGAUAUGUAAUAUUGAUGAUGACCUUGCUGUUUAUACAUCUUUGGUGAAACACAGUACAUAAAUGUACCAUUUUCCCAGGUUUUUUGGCUUGCUAUUCUUUGAAUGAAGCUCUGAGAAUUGUUAUUUCUUUACUUCUCCGAGAAGAUGAUGGUAUGAAGUGGCGAAGAACAAGGUGUACUGUGUUUGCUGAAGUUUCUUAUGUUAAUGCUGAUUUCAUGUUUCUUCUGCUUUUUCCCAGUAUAUGGUUCUGCUCACAAAUUGCGUUGAAAUGGUUCAAGUCAAUGUUUACCUUAUGAGAAUUGCCUUUGUUUUGUACUUGAAGGAAAUAUUUCUUUAGUCUGCUUUGUAAUGUGAUAUUUUGGGCAUAAUAAAAUGACAAUGCUCCUACUAUAUACGUAGUAUAUACUGCUGGUUAAGUACUGUCAUUAGCUGUUUUCAAUAAUAAAAGAGCCAGUUACAGCCCAGUUUGCAUCAUACUUCUAUUGCUAUUUGAAACGUCACAUAUUCGUGACGGUUGUAUUUAGGUGUAGACUCCUUUACCUGUCCGGAAUGCUUAAUUGACC